AUGACUAAAAAGAGUUUUGUUUCAAUCUCAGCGGCUGUCUUUUAUGCGGUUGGUAACAUAGUGGGCCCGCAGUUCUUCCGCGACAAGCAGGCGCCUCACUAUCCUCUAGGCAUUGGCGCUAUGCUGUGCGCAUUUGCGGUUAUGAUGGCAACGGGUAUCCUAUACGCGACCAUUUGUGCCAUGGACAAUAAGCGGCGUGAUCGCAAGUAUGGCAGCAUGGACAAGGAAUGCACUCAGUCUACCACGGCUCUUAAUGUGAUCCCUGAUGACAUUGCCGACAAGAAGAAUGAGUUGUUCCGUUAUACAUAUUAA
Molecule: messenger RNA, 312 nt
Organism: Phaeoacremonium minimum UCRPA7
Lineage: Eukaryota; Fungi; Ascomycota; Sordariomycetes; Togniniales; Togniniaceae
Product: putative allantoate permease protein
Exons: 2
Coding region: 1-312 (103 amino acids)
Source: RefSeq, a predicted model, not a curated record